GGAAGCUAGCUUUGCUGCAAGCGCUGCGGUCUUUGGUGUAUCCGGGGGUGCUAAAAGAUAUCUGCUUACAGAUAAUAUUGUGAAAUUACGAGAAUUUCAGCAAAAGAAGGUGGCUAUUGCACAUAAUCUUCCUGGCACCAAAGAAACCUAUCUGAAAAAAUUGGAAGAGAAAUUGACCCAGAACAAGCUCAUCUUGAAGGAGGAGUUGAGAACCUUACUUCAUUUGUGUGAGUCCCGGGACGAUGUGGAACUGGCUAAAAAUGUCAUUUACAGGUACCAUGCAGAGAACAGAAAUGUCACUUUGGGGGAGUUCAAGUUUGGACCACUUUUCAUGAGGCUGUGCUACGAGUUGGAUCUUGAGGAGUCUGCAGUGGAGCUCGUCAGAGACCAGCAUUUACGAGGUUUCUUCUCAGACUCUACAUCAUUUAAUCUUUUGAUGAACAUGUUAUUUAUCAAAGGCAAAUAUAAAAGUGCGCUGGAAGUAUUGGUUGAGAUGAAAAACCAAGAAGUGAAGUUCAGCAAAGAUACCUAUGUCCUUGCUUUUGCAAUUUGCUACAAACUGAAUAGCCCUGAGUCUUUUAAAAUCUGUACUACGCUAAGGGAAGAAGCUCUAAUCAAAGGAGAAAUCCUCUCCAGGAGAGCGUCAUGUUUUGCUGUGGCUCUAGCCCUGAAUCAGAACCAGGUGGAAAAAGCUACAUCCAUUUUUUCUCAAAUCAUGAAGCCAGAAAACAUAAUCUGCGAUAAUUUAAAUCUUAUGAUCCAUAUCCAGUCAAAUACGUUGAAAACCGUGAUAGAGAUACUAAAGGAUGCUGCAGAGGGAAACUUAUCAAGAUUUGUGAAAAAAACGAAAUUCUCCGAAGAAGUGCUGGCCAAAGUGAGGGAAAAAGUGAAGGAUGCACCUGCCCUUCUGGCCAGAUUUGAUGAGCUCUAUGGGAAACUGCACAUAAACGGCCAGGUCACCACUUACAGUUUGGAUGCUCUGCUCUGCCACACCCCCAGGGACCUGAAGUCCCACAUUGUACUGAUAAACAGGAGGACAGUCAGCCGCCGGACCUUCCAGCCGCUCAGCCAGUCCCUGUGGGCUGAGUAACCCUGGGUCCAAGCCCCCCGUGGGGUGGGUCUGAGUUGGAUGGGGCCUGCUUCUAGUGAAUUACUGGUGUCCUAAGAAAUCAGGCACCAAGCUCCAGUGGACACUGUACUACCACUUGGUCUCCUCCUUAAUUUCCGUGUUCAUUGAGUGCAGGCAUGCUGACCGGAGAAGAUACCAUUGUGUCACUUUGAAGGUCUAGAUAUAGACGAGCAGAAAGCACAGCUCCCUCAGAAAGGAGGCUGGCCUCUGGUAAACUGCUGGGGAUCCUGAAGGGAACGUCGUCAUGGUGUGCGGUCCAGCUGCUGGUGCCAGAGUUCGCAGUAGGCAGUGGUGGAAGGAACUGCGCUGGAAGUGGUCGGCUCCGACUGCCUCUCAGGGGAGUGGCUGCUCGCGGACUUCAGAUGGUCUGCUCCGCUGUGCUGGGAAGUAGCCCAGGACCUUCUCUCUGUUUCUGCUCUCAUUGAUCUGUGACCCCACAGAAGGUACCUGAGCCCUCAUUUUUCCACCCGUAAAAUAAUAGUGCCUAUAUGAAUCUGCAUGUUGAUUUGAGAUUUUCACUCAGGGUUCAGUAGGGUCACAUUUUCUCAAAAAAUAAGAAAAAUAA
Molecule: messenger RNA, 1694 nt
Organism: Pteronotus mesoamericanus
Lineage: Eukaryota; Metazoa; Chordata; Mammalia; Chiroptera; Mormoopidae
Gene: PTCD2
Product: pentatricopeptide repeat domain 2
Exons: 10
Coding region: 332-1090 (252 amino acids)
Biological process (GO): mitochondrion organization; regulation of mRNA processing; multicellular organism development
Cellular component (GO): mitochondrion
Molecular function (GO): protein binding; RNA binding
Source: RefSeq, a predicted model, not a curated record